Siniperca chuatsi (mandarin fish) is the source of this 6342-nucleotide messenger RNA. It is a transcript of the gene col4a2, whose product is annotated as collagen, type IV, alpha 2. Bases 241 to 5271 code for a protein of 1676 amino acids. Gene Ontology annotation, cellular component: collagen trimer; basement membrane. The transcript has 48 exons. Lineage: Eukaryota; Metazoa; Chordata; Actinopteri; Centrarchiformes; Sinipercidae. Gene Ontology annotation, molecular function: extracellular matrix structural constituent. The record is from RefSeq and is a predicted model, not a curated record.
UAAGGAGAGGGACUACUGGGCUCUCUUUGGUGUUUUUGUGAGAAUAUUUGAGGAGGUUUUGGUGCCACAGGUACCUGUUCUGAAACGUUUCAGCUCGGGAACCCGCGCAUCUCUUCCAAGUGAUAUCCAUUUCUUUCAUCUUACCAUCGCACGCAAGUCUGGGGUGACUGUCGGGCAGUCAUGCUGUAGAAGUGUCUCUACAAGUGAAACAGCGGAGUGGAACUGAAGUUUGCGGUCCGCAUGAGUGGGACCAUGCAAGGACAACACAACAGAGGACUGACGAAUCUGAGGCUGCUGCUUCUGUGCCUCUCCAUCGCCAAUCUCGCAUCAGGAGUGCACGCGGGUGGGAAGAAGCACAGUGGUCCCUGUGGAGGAAGAGACUGCAGCGGUGGCUGUCAAUGUUUCCCAGAGAAGGGUGCCAGAGGUCAACCUGGGCCUCUUGGUCCUCAGGGCUCCCAGGGGCCUUCAGGGAGACCAGGUGAUCCAGGCAUCCAAGGACCAAAGGGGCAGAAAGGUGACCAUGGCCAAGGUGGCAACAUAGGUCUUAAAGGAAAUGUGGGAAUGACCGGCGUUCCUGGGUUUUCUGGAAACGACGGCAUUCCUGGCCACCCAGGACAAGCUGGGCCCAGGGGCAAGCCAGGUGCAGACGGCUGUAAUGGGACACAAGGAGAAUCAGGGUUACCGGGGCAACCUGGCUAUAAUGGCGCACCUGGUUUUCCCGGACAACCAGGCAGGAAGGGAGCGAAGGGAGACUCUCUGGAGCUGAGUGUGUACAUGGAGCGUUUCAGGGGAGAUCCAGGCACACCAGGGGUCAACGGAAUAUUUGGGCCCACAGGAAACCCAGGAUGGCAGGGUAACAGAGGCUUCCCCGGACCAAAGGGUCCCCCAGGGCCUCCAGGUCCCCGUGGACCAAAGGGCACUAUGACCAAAGUGCUUAAGGGACACAAAGGAGACCAAGGGGACAUCGGACUUCCAGGGCCACCAGGAAACUCUACUCAUCAGCAAACUCAGCCCCACAGCGGACCCUCGGGACCUCCUGGAGAGAAAGGUCUGAAAGGAGAAACAGGAGAUUUGGCCGACAACAAAGGAGAAACUGGCGUUAUGGGAUUCCCUGGACCGCGGGGUACGUCUGGUGCAGAUGGGAGUCCUGGACCAAGGGGGGAUCUCGGUGAACCAGGUCCAAAAGGCAGAGAUGGUCCUAAGGGAGUCAGGGGUGACCCAGGAGAUCUGAUUUCAUCAGGAUCCCUUUGGUCUUGGGCUUUAGUAGCUGGUCCUCCGGGUCCUUUUGGUGAGCAGGGUCCACAAGGAGAUAGGGGCCCGGUUGGAGACCAAGGCUUCCCCGGACCCCCAGGACGCCCCGCCUCUGAAACACAGCAACUAGUAUUUGAUUUCAUUGGGCCAUUUGGUGUAAAGGGGGAGCCAGGAGAGAAGGGCCAGCAAGGGGAACCAGGACUCCCUGCUGUCAGUGCAGGAGCGCCAGGCUUCACUGGGCGCCCAGGGGCCAGAGGCCCUCCAGGACCCAAAGGAACAUGGGCUGAGUUCUUCAAAGGGGCUCCCGGUGGGAGAGGAAGGCCCGGAAAUGCAGGCUUUAAAGGAGUGAAAGGUGAUCAUGGUGAAUGUGAAUGCACUGUUGUAAACUUUCUACCGGGGCCACCUGGCCCUGCUGGUGACCGCGGUGAUGCUGGGAUGACCGGAGAGUUUGGUCAGCAGGGUGAUGUAGGAGACCCAGGUCCCAGAGGAGAUGACGGCUUCCCUGGAUUUCCUGGACUCAGUGGUUUACCGGGCCCAAAAGGUCGAAAAGGGGACACGAGAGUGGCCACACAGAAAGGAUAUUCUGGAGACCCAGGGGUUCUCGGGCGAGAUGGUGAGUCAGGAGCACCAGGUGCUCCAGGCCGAAAUGGUUUGCCUGGCUUCCCUGGGAGCCGAGGUCCUUCAGGAGAAGGUCCGAGCGGAGAACGUGGAGACAAAGGUUUCCCAGGUCUGCCUGGUCGACCCGGUGCAGUUGGCCUAAGGGGAGAACCAGGUGCAGUCCUCGGGGCCCUCAAAGGUCAACGUGGUGUACCUGGUGACGACGGCCUCGCAGGCUAUCCUGGAGUUCAAGGAACACCUGGCAGCCCAGGAGGCUGUAGUACAGGAGAUGGAGGACAGGUGGAUGUAACAGGUCCUUGCAAUAUUAUUCCAGGACCUCCUGGGCCGCCUGGACCUCCAGGACCCAGUGGAUCACCAGGUUUCCCAGGCACUUCAGGCGAAAAAGGACUACAGGGUCCACUUGGGCCACAUGGAGAGAAAGGAGAAACAGGAGAUCAAGGCACAGGUGGCCGUCCUGGACCACCAGGUUUUUCCGGCCCCCGUGGAGACUUGGGGGUUCCUGGCAGCAAAGGUUCAGUAGGAAACCCUGGUGUGCCCGGUGUGCCCGGCCGGAUCGGGGCACAAGGUGAGAAGGGUGUUCACGGAGAUAUCUUCGGAGCAUCACCAGGAGCCCCCGGUGACCCGGGGCUGCCUGGACUUCAAGGGAAUAGAGGCCAAGAUGGUGACCAAGGAGAACCAGGCUAUUCAGGAAUGGUCGGCAUGCCUGGUAUGAUCGGCUUCAAGGGUGAGAUGGGCCCUUCAGGCCUGCAGGGGGAGGAAGGGAGUCCUGGGCCAGCGGGCAAGUAUGGCUACCCUGGUGACCCUGGGAGAGUAGGUCCACCUGGGCCGCGUGGUGGUACUGGACAGCCAGGUUUCAGUGGAGAGAGGGGAACUGAAGGAGACCCGGGCCCUCCAGGUCCAAUAGGAUUAAAAGGCAUCCCAGGGACGUACGGUGAUGAUGGUGCCGUUGGAGAUUAUGGCCUAACAGGUGACCCAGGACAGCCUGGUGAAGAUGGACACCCAGGACUUCAAGGAAUGAAGGGAAACAAAGGGUCCCCUGGCAUGUCAGGUUUUGAGGGGAUCAGGGGUGAUGUAGGGGUGAAGGGCUUCAGCGGGCAGAGAGGACAACCUGGAGUGCUAGGCCAAGUUGGCCCAAAAGGAGUGACAGGUCAAAGUGGAGCGAAAGGUGAUCGUGGUUUGAGAGGACCACCUGGGGACAAGCCUCAGAUCCCUGCCCAGAUGAUUGUUGACAUGAAGGGAGCCAAGGGAGACUUUGGACGCCCAGGAAAUCAAGGCUUCCCCGGGCAGAGAGGUAUUAAGGGUUUCCCCGGUGUGCCAGGCUACGAGGGAACUCAUGGUCUUCCUGGAGACCCCAGCAAUGAGAAAGGUUACCAAGGAGAUCCAGGAGCACAGGGGCUGCCGGGGAUAAAAGGAAUGCCUGGCAUAACUGGAAAUCGAGGAAUUACUGGUUUUGAGGGAAUGUCUGGCAACAAGGGAAUUAAAGGAAGUACUGGUGCCUAUGGCGCAUCAGGAGACAACGGAAGGAAGGGAGUCAAAGGUGAUAAAGGCCCACGUAUAGACCUUCCAGGAUCUACCGGAUUGAGAGGAGAGCAUGGUUUUCCAGGAGAACCAGGCCAGAAAGGAUUAAUUGGACAAACUGGGGACAGGGGUACACCUGGUUUUGAUGGUAUCGAAGGGAAAAAGGGACAGUCAGGUGAACCAGGAAUAUUAGGAUACCCAGGCUUAGAUGGGCAGAAGGGAACUCCUGGUAACCAAGGUCAAAAAGGCUUUCCUGGAAUCCCUGGAAAAGAAGGACAUCCAGGCUUUCCUGGCUUCCCCGGACAAAAAGGGUUCCCCGGCCUAAAGGGUCUUUAUGGAUUACAUGGACUGAAAGGACACAAGGGUAUCCCCGGGACACCAGGUCCGGAUACUACUGGACCAGCUGGGGAACCGGGACCCAAAGGGGAGAAGGGAGAGAGCGGUGACCCCAACAACCAACCAGGUUUUCCUGGCACAGCGGGUUUGAAAGGCUUCCAGGGACCUCUAGGUGACCAUGGACAUCCUGGACCGCCAGGAUUCCGCGGUCCCAUAGGACCAGACGGGACCCCAGACAGACCAGGACCCAGUGGGGACCCUGGCUUUAAUGGACCUAAUGGGUACCAAGGCUUCCCUGGAACAAGAGGAUUUCCUGGAGUGGACGCCCCCCCUGGAGAAAAGGGUGUACCAGGAUUAACUGGGUUUCCUGGAUUCCCUGGAAGGAAAGGAUUCAAAGGAGAUCAAGGUCCAUUUGGAUACAGGGGGCCAAAUGGUGUUUCUGGGAAGAAAGGAGUGAAAGGAGAGCAAGGAGUGAUGGGAGUUCCUGGUAUGAUUGGCGUGAAGGGAGAAAGAGGGCCAACCGGUCCAAAAGGAGACACUGGACCCCCAGGUUUCCGUGGGUCCCCAGGCAACCAGGGUCCUCUUCCACUUCCCAUCAGAAUCCCAGGAGAGAGGGGCCCUCCAGGACCGCAGGGUAUCCAAGGACCAAAGGGGGUCAGAGGGGAACCAGGGCCACAGGGCCCGCCUGGGGAUGCUGGUUUCAUGGGACCCAUUGGGCAGAAGGGCAUGCCUGGGAUUGGUGGUAGACCAGGAACGCCUGGAUUUCGUGGAGAGGUUGGACAAAUGGGCCACCCUGGUCUGCAAGGCAUGGCAGGUCGCCGCGGCAACACUGGCAUCCCUGGGUUAGCUGGUAUGCCUGGCCGCAGCGUCAGCGUGGGCUACUUGCUGGUGAAACACAGUCAAUCAGAGCAGACGCCCAUGUGUCCUGUGGGCAUGGCGAAACUGUGGGACGGCUACAGUCUGCUGUACCUCGAGGGCCAGGAAAUGGCCCACAACCAGGACCUCGGUUUGGCUGGCUCCUGCCUCCCACGGUUCAACACCAUGCCCUUCCUGUACUGCAAUCCUGGAGACAUUUGUUACUAUGCCAGCAGAAAUGAUAAGUCCUACUGGUUGUCAACAACUGCUCCUCUUCCUAUGAUGCCCGUAGAAGAGGGAGAGAUCAAACCGUAUAUCAGCCGCUGCUCAGUAUGCGAAGCUCCAUCAGUUGCCAUCGCAGUCCACAGCCAAGACAUCACCAUCCCACAGUGUCCUGUGGGCUGGCGCAGCCUGUGGAUCGGCUACUCCUAUCUCAUGCAUACAGCGGCAGGAAAUGAAGGCGGAGGUCAGUCCUUGUCAUCGCCUGGCUCCUGCCUGGAGGACUUCCGCACAACACCAUUCAUUGAGUGUAACGGGGCCAAAGGCACAUGCCACUACUUUGCUAACAAGCACAGCUUCUGGCUUACCUCCGUAGACCAGUCGUUCCACACUGAGCCGGCAUCAGAGACGCUCAAAGCAGGCCAGCUCCUGUCACGCAUCAGCCGCUGCCAGGUCUGCAUGAAGAACUUGUGAAAGACUCUACGGUAACGCUGACAGAAAGAAGUUGCUCCAUUGACAGUGGUCUAAUGUUGUCUCUCUGUCCAUGUACUAAACUAAACAAAGGGGGAUCUGAAAUGCUGAUUUAGACUAAUGUAAAUGGGAAACUUUCUCCCUGAGCCACAGAGCUCAGAUAUGCAUUGACUUUCUUGAGCUUUGAGUGUAUAUGUCCCACUGUAGAUAAAACGGGAGAAGCCCCAUAAUGAAGUCAACAGCAUUAUGGGAAAGCAGGUAUUUUGUGUUAAAUGUGGAUUGGUGCUUACUGUUUAACUUAUUACCUCAGCUACUAUGACGCAAUGUUAACGAUCAGAGACCGUACACUACAGCUGAACCAAAGAUGCCCAUGUGUAUGCACUGCUUCAGUCUAUCUAGAUGUUUUUAUUGUUUAGGGUACACAGCCCACCAUAAAGCCGCCAACACUGCUUCUCAGCCAACUGAAGAAUGUGUCAUUAGAGGUCUUGACCAAGUGCUGGUUCAUACUAUUGACAGUAUUAUCCUGCUUUUAUUCUCUAUGCUCUUACAAAACCUAUUUUUAUAAUAUCAAAGUCUUUUCAAUCUGUUUUAUGCAUUUAUCAACCAUUGCAAAACUGUCUAACUCUUUAUUUUUCAUACACCAUAUGUUCACACAAUGCACUGAUUCUCUUUGUAUUUAUAUCAGCUGAAUGAACUUGACCCCCUUCCCUAAGAGUUUAAAUAUAUAUAUAUAUAUCUUAUCUAAUACUACUCAUGUCACACUCAUUUUCCUUUGCAAACCUACUAACUAUUGAACUGCCCCAAACUGCCAACAGGACAGAAUGUAAACAGCUUGGCUCAAAGGUCUGACUGACUGUAGCAAAUCCUAGCUGUGGUCACUAUCUGAGUCUGGGUUAGAUUAGAGCAUUUUACACAAUUUAGAAAGUAGGUCAAAUGUUCUGUACUAGAAACACUUGUCUGGAAAUAAACAGUUUGAUUAAACCGGAAAUAUACUGACAUUUCUUUUAAUUGUAAUGUAAUUUUCAUAACAUGAUCAUUUCAUUGGAUUGUAAAGAUUAAAUGUUGUUUGUUAUA